Messenger RNA from Wickerhamiella sorbophila, 504 nucleotides. Its product is annotated as Vacuolar protein sorting-associated protein 68. The transcript has a single exon. Gene Ontology annotation, cellular component: fungal-type vacuole membrane; Vps55/Vps68 complex. NCBI's taxonomy places the organism in Eukaryota, Fungi, Ascomycota, Dipodascomycetes, Dipodascales, Trichomonascaceae. The record is from RefSeq and is a predicted model, not a curated record. Bases 1 to 504 code for a protein of 167 amino acids. Gene Ontology annotation, biological process: protein targeting to vacuole; late endosome to vacuole transport via multivesicular body sorting pathway.
AUGAGCUUGCGGAUUCAUCUGCCCGAGGUGUCUUCGGCCACAAUGCGGGCUUGCGGGGUCUACGCUAGCGGUGCUCUGUAUGCUGCUGGUUUCUAUCUCAUGCUGGACACGGCGCUUUGGUCCGCCCACAAAAACCCCACCGAUAUGCACAUUGGGUUUGUGGACUGGAUUCCUCUAGUGCUAGUGACCCUUGGGAUGGCAAUCAUCAAUUUAGUGGAGAGAUCCAGACUCACUUCCGGCAUGGCAUUCGGUUAUGAGUACGGCGGGCACGGUACCUGGCAAGCUAGGGUUGUUUUGUUCGUGGGCACCGCCUUUCUUUCGGGAGGCGGUGCUGGGUCUGUACUUAUUCUGCUUCUCCGCUAUAUAAUUCCCGACCGUUCAAGACCCGAGAUUUUUAUGGGAUUCUUCAACAUCCUUUCGUCCAUUCUAAUAAUGAACAGCUCCACAUGUCUCUGGCUAGCCCAAAAUGUGAAGGACGAUUACAGCUACUCGCUCCAGCACUAG